Messenger RNA from Echinops telfairi (small Madagascar hedgehog), 360 nucleotides. RefSeq names its product basic helix-loop-helix family member a15 (gene BHLHA15). NCBI's taxonomy places the organism in Eukaryota, Metazoa, Chordata, Mammalia, Afrosoricida, Tenrecidae. The coding region runs from base 1 to 360 and encodes 119 amino acids. The record is from RefSeq and is a predicted model, not a curated record. Gene Ontology annotation, molecular function: protein dimerization activity. The transcript is spliced from 2 exons.
AUGUUCUGUGCCAGCUACCGGGACUUGAGCAGGAGGCACGGGGGACGGCUGGAGAGCAACGAGCGCGAGCGGCAGCGCAUGCACAAGCUCAACAACGCCUUCCAGGCGCUGCGCGAGGUCAUCCCGCACGUGCGCGCGGACAAGAAGCUCUCCAAGAUCGAGACGCUGACGCUGGCCAAGAACUACAUCAAGUCCCUGACAGCCACCAUCCUGACCAUGUCCAGCGGCCGCCUGGCCAGCCUCGAGGGCCCGGGGCCCAAGCUCUACCAGCAUUACCAGCAGGGGGCCGGCGAGUCCCCUCCGGAGGGCCACCUGCAACGGUACUCCACGCAGAUCCACAGCUUCCGAGAGGGGACCUAG